ACUUUGGAGAUGCGGUUGAGAAGGCUUUUAUUUUAUGUAGUGUUGUUGAAUACAAACUAAACUACAGAGCAAGCCCAUGAAUGAAGCUUGCUUUCUCUAAACGAUGAUCAGUACUAAUUCACUGCGUAGACCCUUCCAUUCCCUUUCAAAAUCCUACUAUCAUCCUUACCUUACUCUCCUCUCUUCCUCCCAACGUCUCAACUCUGUCCUCCAAAUUCAUGGCCACUUGAUAGUUUCAGGCUUCAAACCAGACAAUACCUUAACUACCCAUCUCAUAAACUCCUACUCUUGCUUCCAAAAAUGCGACUUGGCUCGCUUUGUUUUCGAUUCCACGCCAAACCCACCUGUGAUUUUAUGGAACUCCAUGAUCAGAGCUUACACGAGGUCGAACCAGCACAAAAAGGCUCUGGAAAUGUACCACAAUAUGUUAGAAAAAUCAUUAGAACCGGACAAGUAUACAUUCACUUUUGCCUUGAAAGCUUGUACUGGGAUUUUAGAUUUCCAAGAGGCUGUCUCGAUUCAUUGUGAAAUCGUUGAUAAAGGGUUAGAAUGCGAUGUGUUUAUUGGGACUGGUCUUGUUGAUAUGUAUUGUAAAAUGGGUGAUUUAGAUCUUGCACGAGAGGUGUUUGAUAGAAUGCCAAACAAGGAUGUUGUGGCUUGGAAUGCUAUGAUUGCUGGGUUAUCGCAGAGCUCAGAUCCUUCUGAAGCAUUCGAGUUUUUUCAUAAUAUGCAAUUGAAAAGUGGAAUUAAACCCAAUUCGGUGAGCUUGUUGAAUUUGUUCCCGGCAGUUUCUGAGUUAUUAGAUAUUAGGCCUUGCAAAUCUUUUCAUGGGUACGUAAUCAGGAGGGUUUUUCCACAAGCUGUUUUAAAUGGGCUGAUUGAUGUAUAUUCUAAGUGUGGGAAUGUAGAUAUUGCUCGCCUGGUUUUUGAUCGGAUGUGGGGUCGGGAUGAUGUUGCAUGGGGUACAAUGAUGGCAGGUUAUGCACAUAAUGGAGGUUUUUGUCAAGUUUUAGAGUUAUUUAAUCACAUGAAAAGGGACAAUGUAAAGAUAAAUAAGGUAUCAAUUGUUAGUGCUUUGAUGGCAGCCGCUGAGAUGAGAGAUUUAGAGAUGGGAAAGGAUAUCCAUGACUUUGCAAUACAACAAGGCAUUGAUUCAGACAUUUUGGUUGCUACUCCUCUCAUGACAAUGUAUGCCAAAUGCGGAGAAUUGGAGAAGGCUAAAAAAUUGUUUGUGGGACUUCAGGGGAGAGAUGUGAUUGCUUGGUCUGCAGCUAUAGCUGCUUUUGCUCAAUCCGGGCAUCCGGAGGAAGCACUGUCUUUAUUUCAAGAUAUGCUGAAAAAUAAUUUGAAACCCAAUAGAGUGACUCUAGCAAGUGUCCUUCCAGUUUGUGCAGAAGUAUUGUCUGUGAGACUAGGGAAGAGUUUACACUGUUAUGCUAUCAAAUCCGAUAUCGAUUCUGAUGUAUCAACAGGAACAGCCUUAGUGUCUAUGUAUGCUAAAUGUCAAUUCUUUACUCCUGCAAUGACUAUAUUCAAGAGGAUGCCACGAAAAGGUGUUGUGAUGUGGAAUGCCUUGAUAACUGCAUACACUCAGAUUGGCGACCCUUUUCGUGCAAUGGAGAUGUUUUGCCAAUUACAAUUAUGUGGGGAACGUGCAGACUCAGGAACAAUGGUGGGUGUUGUUCCAGCUUGUGCACUCUUAGGUGACCUCGAUCUUGGGAAUUGCAUCCAUGGGCUAGUUAAAAAGUGCGGAUUUCAGUCAGACUGUCAUGUGAAGAAUGCGUUAAUUGACAUGUACGCCAAAUGUGGAAGCCUCUCUUCGGCUGAAUCGUUGUUCAACGAAACUGAGUUCACUAAAGAUGAGGUUUCUUGGAAUGCAAUAAUUGCAGGCUACGUGCAGAAUGGACGUGCUAAAGAAGCCAUUUCUGCAUUUCACCAGAUGAAAUUGGCGGCUUUACAGCCUAAUUUAGUUACAAUUGUGAUCAUUCUUCCUGCGGCAGCAUGUUUGGCUUCCGUGAAAGAAGGUACGAGUUUCCAUGCCUACGUAAUCCAAAUGGGUUUUCAGUCUAACACAAUUGUUGGCAAUGCUCUCAUUGACAUGUAUGCCAAAUGUGGGCACCUUGAUUUUUCAGAGAAAAUUUUUAAUGAUAUGGAAUAUAAGGACAUGAUUUCAUGGAACUCCAUGCUUGUUGGAUUUGCAGUGCACGGGCAAGCAGACCGUGCUAUUGCAUUUUUCUCACUUAUGCAAGAGAGUGAUGUUGAAGUUGAUUCCGUUUCCUUUGUCAGUGUUCUCUCUGCCUGUAGACAUGCAGGUUUGAUAGACAAAGGAAGAAAGAUAUUUUAUUCCAUGACCAAAGAGCAUAAUCUUGACCCAGAUUUAGAACACUAUGCUUGUAUGGUAGAUCUGUUAGGUCGUGCUGGUUUGUUUGAGGAAACAUUAGAUUUAAUUCAGACAAUGCCAAUGGAACCUGAUGCUGGAAUUUGGGGAGCCUUACUCAGUGCUUGUAGAAUGCAUUCUAAUGUGAAGUUAGGAGAGUUUGCAUUAGAUCAUCUGGUCAAAAUUGAGCCCCAGAAUCCAGCUCAUUACGUGGUCCUAUCAAGCAUAUAUUCUCAAUCUGGUAGAUGGUGCGAUGCAAAAAACAUGAGAUUAAAGAUGAAUGAGACGGGAUUGAAGAAAACUCCAGCAUGUAGUUGGGUUGAGGUCACAAACAAGGGUCCAAGCAUUUCAAGUUGGUGACCAAAUCCAUCGAGAUUUUGAAAGCAUGGGUUUCUCCUGGAACAGUUUAUUUGAGAAAAUGGAGAAAAUGGGUUAUAAUAAUGACAGGAGCUCUGUGUUACAAAAUGUGGAGGAAGAGGAUAAGGAAUUGUUUCUUUACGGUCACAGAGACAGAUUAGCGACAUUUUUUGCUCUUCUCAAUACUGGCAGAUUGUGAAGAAUCACUUUUGAGGCUCAUGCAUGGAUUCUGGUGACCACAAUGGCAUCUCUGAUGAGAACAACGACGGCCGUGUGAGCAAGAAUAAUUUCCUCUUGCAAGGAUUUGUUAUGUCUGACAUUUAGAAGUCAAACAGGUUGGGGAAAAUCAACACAGGCAGGUCAAAAUUUCUAGAACUAUGGAUGAGAAGGAAUAGAGCUGGAAAUGUAAUUUAUUUCACAGAAGUUUGGUGCUAGGCACAAAUAACAUGGACUAGGCUCAUGAACCAGGACUUGAUAACUCAAAGCUCAAAAUGUUGCUCCCCGAACAAUUUUAUUGUAUUGUUGGAAGGCCAGAUAGUGAGCUUUGCCCUGCAUCUUGCAAUCAAUCUCAAGAUAUUCGAUUAGGUUUUCGCAAUUAAAGAAAUCUCAUAAAUUGUCAAGUUUUGGUUGAGAAGGUUGGUAAGGGUGUGUUUGGAGAAGGUUCAAAAGGUAGCGCCACAAGUUAUGAUGCUGGUUUGAAACUGUUGACAAAACUCUAGUAUGCGAAAAGGGCAGGCUGCAUUAACCAACAUUCUUUCACGGACAAUAUACAAAUUGUGUGACAAUAACACAUCACAAAGGAUAUGAGUUCCAGAGAGAGAGCACUGAGAGCUACGGUCUUUAGGAGAUUUUCGGUGGUACUCCAGCAAUCUCUGUCCACGUCAUCCCCGUUGCCAUUGUCUAACUGCGCCAUCGCCAUCGCCGUCGCCGUAUUUCGGACACUGCCAAAAACAAUAGUUAAAGAGGAAGAAUACCCACAAUGGUAUUGAAAAAUGCUUGAGAGAAGAGAGAAUCAUUGUGGACGUCAAAAAUUCAAAAUAUAUCAGAGAGAAACAUUCAAAAUCUCUAUUUCAAAUAUAAAAAAUUGAGAUUUACACUUCAAAAGUGUCAAGGAGCGACUGCAAGUGUUGAUGUAGAUGGUUUUUUUGGUAGAUUUGUUGUUUUUGUUGUUUAUAAUUUGUUGUCUGGUUAUUUGUUUGACACUUUAAGGUCUUGUUGUUUACUUUAUUUUAAUAAAACUACUUGUUCUCUAUGAAGCACAGAUACUUCAAAUGGGAAGACGUAUUCAUAUCGGAUACCGAUACUCCUUGGAUACUUAUGGAUACGUAUCAGAUACUUAUUAAAAGUAUCGGAUACUUCUUAAUUGAUUUUUCAUUAAUUUUGCAGUAUCG
This is a messenger RNA of Camellia sinensis, 4125 nucleotides long. RefSeq names its product Pentatricopeptide repeat (PPR) superfamily protein. The record is from RefSeq and is a predicted model, not a curated record. NCBI's taxonomy places the organism in Eukaryota, Viridiplantae, Streptophyta, Magnoliopsida, Ericales, Theaceae. Gene Ontology annotation, molecular function: RNA binding; protein binding. Gene Ontology annotation, biological process: RNA modification.